CAAUUAAAGGCGUACAGGCUUGCAUGUUACAUCUUUGAGAUAUCAUAUGAAUGUUCGCUGAGGGCAAGAGAUACAUUUGUUACCUUUUAUUCAUCACUAUUGGACACCUUAGUCACCGACGCUCCCACAAUUGGUUCAUUGGAUGCGAAAUAUAAAAAGCUCAACGAUUUCAAGCCAUCGAGAACCUCCAAAGCUGUAACCGAAGAAUCGUCGAGUGAAGUGAUGAUCCACGUGAAAGAGGCAGCUGGAAGACACAAUUUGGAUAGUCUUGUUAAGAUGAUCAAGAAGGAGAUCAAAGAGAAUUGGAGGGAACAAUAUAAGCAAAGGAAUCUUCCGAGUUACGAUAAAAGCCUUAAAAGUGAAUUGAAAGAUUACAUUGAAUGCUGCACCCGAUUUGCUUGGCGUCUUGUAAAUCAAGUGCCCCCUCUGAAGAUCGACUACAAGAGUUCAACUUACAAUUCCGCAAGUCAUAAUGAAAGCCAGGCAUUCUCGCCAUCUGCUUCACAACACCCGCCCGAACGUUGGGCCAGUGGGCAGGAACGUGCUAAAAUCGUUAAAUGUUACGUAUGGCCCACAUUACAUGAUUUUGAUGGCAGGGUAAUAGAGAAAGGAGAGGUCGUUUUGGCAGAACAAAGUGCUGGUUGCUUUGUCUCUUUCGUUUAGAAUGCAGUCUGUCAAUUUAGGAUAAACAAUACGCUAUAAUAAGAGACGAUACCAUGUACGUGGUUUUGACUUUAUUCGUGGAAUCAAACUUCUGAUGAUUCUCAGAUAAUAGUCGUUGCACGCAUUUAUCAUACAACGCGUGAAAUGUCCUUGUAUAUUAUCCGGGCAAAUCAAUAGAGACACUCGCUGAACAUUCAUGGCUUCCCUCCGAGAAUUCAGCCGCUUGCCAUGGACAACUGUCGGACAUGCGCAUGCGGAAAAAAAUAUUUUGCUUUCAACUGCACACGGGUAAUUUAAAACCUUAUAUUUGCUUGAAUGCAGCAACGUAAUACAAUGAAACCAGAAGGUAAUUGCUAUUGCUUGCUUCAAUUUCCAAGCUAGCACUAGUCCAUUUUUCAUAGUGGAUUAUUAGCCUAGUCUGAAAUGAGAGUUUGAAAACAAGUCAGUGUGGAAAUACCAAUAAACUAGUAAUAUUACA
Molecule: messenger RNA, 1141 nt
Organism: Orbicella faveolata
Lineage: Eukaryota; Metazoa; Cnidaria; Anthozoa; Scleractinia; Merulinidae
Biological process (GO): mitochondrial protein catabolic process; mitophagy by internal vacuole formation
Cellular component (GO): mitochondrial outer membrane
Source: RefSeq, a predicted model, not a curated record